Messenger RNA from Spodoptera litura, 1426 nucleotides. Its product is annotated as putative Golgi apparatus membrane protein-like protein CG5021. Gene Ontology annotation, cellular component: Golgi membrane. The record is from RefSeq and is a predicted model, not a curated record. Gene Ontology annotation, biological process: protein secretion; vesicle-mediated transport. Lineage: Eukaryota; Metazoa; Arthropoda; Insecta; Lepidoptera; Noctuidae.
GUCAAAGCUGUCAUUGUCAGAAUUAGUGAUAAUAUUUCACAAAUCACAAUUUUUAUCAUUAUUAUUAGAAAACGAAGCAUUAUAUUGGUUUUCUCUCUGUUUUACAAAACGUAAUUUCAAUCUAGCUAUUCCGUAUUCGUCUAGUGUAAAUGUCAAAACACUAAACAAACUUGCAUUUAAAAUUGAUAUAAAUCGAUGACGAAUUACUAUAUAGUACCUAUACGAUUAACAAUAUUUUAAUUAAUAAAAUAAGCAUUAUAAAAGUAUUAGUUACAAAGAAAGGAGGAUGAAUAACCCAGCAAUGAAUUCAGCGACACCAGGUGUGCCGCAGGUGCCGCUGCUAGACGACGACACCCUCGCCUUUGGGGAAGAAGACAAUGCUACUAAGCAGUUUGUGCACCCUUACAUAGUUUUCUUCCACCUAGUGUUCCGAUGCUCCGCUAUAGUGGUGUACAUGUUGUGCGGCUGGUUCUCCGACUCCUUCAUUGCCAGCUUUGUGCUAGUUGUCCUGUUACUGUCUGCUGACUUCUGGACUGUCAAGAAUAUUAGUGGGCGCCUAUUAGUUGGGUUGCGAUGGUGGAACUAUGUAGAUGAUGAUGGCAAAUCACAUUGGGUGUUUGAGACAAAACAGGUAAAUAAUCGAGUAAACCAGAAUGAGAGCCGACUGUUCUGGAUGGGUCUGAUCCUCUGCCCAGCAAUCUGGUCAACUUUCUUCAUCUUCUGUUUGUUUGGACUUAAAUUCAAGUGGAUGCUGCUGGUCCUCAUCGCACUAACCCUGACGGGAGCCAACCUGUAUGGCUACAUCAAGUGCAAGUUCGGAGCCAAGGAGAACCUUAAAUCUGCCACCACAGAGUUUGUGAAGAAGCAAAUAUUCCAGAAUGCGAGCACCUUCAUGUUCUCACAGCCAGCGCCCCCUACUACUGGUAACACGGGGGUGGUGUAAUAUACAUUAUAAAUAUUAUUUAGUUCCAAUAGACUUGUGCACAAUGGUACAACUACAUAUAUCUCUUGAUCAUCUAGUUUUGAGAUGAAAAUACAUUUUGAUAAACUAAAAUAUGUUUAAAACUGAUUUAAUUUGAUUGGUGACAAUUUUUAAAAAUCAUCAAUAUCUGCAUACCAAAAUGCAUUUUCGCUUUUUGUGCUGACAGUUUUUAAAACAAUGUGUAGUAUUUAAAAAAAUCGGUAUAUUCACACAGGCACAUGUGUUGUGGGUAAUGCAAUGAUUGUCUUAUAUGGUUGUUAGAGGACACGUAUUAUUAUUGUGCUAAAAUUUGUGGCUUGAGUACCAAGUUAUUUGUUUUCAAUAUAACACUGUGCAUUCAUAAGCCAACACUUGUAUAAAUAUUUGUCUUUACAACUAUUGUGGUUGGAAAAUCUUAAUUCUAAUGGCGAUUUACACGAGUCGCCAAUAUAAACAUUCUUAUUC